Molecule: messenger RNA, 1297 nt
Organism: Orcinus orca (killer whale)
Lineage: Eukaryota; Metazoa; Chordata; Mammalia; Artiodactyla; Delphinidae
Gene: CIBAR2
Product: CBY1 interacting BAR domain containing 2
Exons: 8
Biological process (GO): cilium assembly
Cellular component (GO): ciliary transition zone; ciliary basal body
Source: RefSeq, a predicted model, not a curated record
CCUGACCCGGGGACUUUGGGCAUUAUCCUGGGGACCGGACGCCUGGCCUGGGUUUGCCACCUAGGAGGAGGGCGGUGGGUGGGUGACCCCUGUUUCGCUGUCGUGGCCUGGCUGGGCGUCCGUGCCCAGAACGGCCCCCCACCUCCCCAGGGACAGCAGGUGUGGGUGACGGAGGACACAGUGACCAACGCUGAGAAGUGCUUCAGCCAGUUCUACUCGCUGCUGGCUGCCUACACCCGCAAGACAGCCCGGCUGCGUGACAAGGCCGACCAACCGGUCAAGCAGCUCAUCGACUUCGCCAACACGGAGAACCCGGAGAUGCGGGCCGCCCUGAGGAACUUCGCCGAGGACCUGGCCAAAGUGCAGGGUUACCGGCAGGCCCAGGUCGAGAGGCUGGAGACCAAGGUGGUCAAGCCCGAAGCUCUACGGCGUGCAGAUGAAGCAGACCCCCAGGCUGAGAUCAAGGAAUUCAAACGCGUCCGGAACGAGGAGCUCAAACAACUGGAAAAGCUGGAGAGACUCAGGCAGAAGUCCCCUUCCCAGAGGCAGGCUCGCACGCAGGCGGAGACCGGCGUGCAGAGGGCCUUGGCGGAUGCCAGCCGCACCUCCCACCAGCCGGAGGAGAUGGUGGAUGCCUUCCAGGAGCAGAAGCUGCAGGGCCUCCAGAAAAUUUUUUCGGACUUUGUGACCAUUGAGAUGGUCUUCCACGCCAAAGCGGUGGAGGUGUAUUCCAGUGCCUUCCAGACCCUGGAGAGCUACGACCUGGAGAGAGAUCUGGAGGAUUUUAGAGCCAAGAUGCGUGGAGUUCACGGGCGUUAUGACGCUCGGCUGCUCACGGACACCACCUUGCCCCUGGCCGUCCCGUGGUUUCUCACCCAGAGCACCCAGAGCACCGUACGGAGCGAGAGAAAAGAAGCAGCCAGUGAGGACAAGUCUGCCGAGGAGGACCCCGUGGAGGACCUCAGGGGACAGGGGAAGGGGCUGCUUCGCUAGGACGAGAUCUCCCCAGUCAGGAAAAGGGGGCUGAGGCUGGAUGCUCGGAGGCUCUGCCGUGUGCAAGCCCCGUGUCCUCUGAGUCCCGCUUUCCUCAUCUGUCUGGCAGGAAUCACAUCACUCAGCUCACAGGCUGCUCUGGGGAUCAGGGUGCCCAGAAGGACACCUGGUACAUAGCAGGUGUUCAAUAAACAUGGGCGCAUCUCACCCUGACUCCUGCUGGGUCUCAUUUCCUGUCUUACGACUGGGCUUCUGGGUGUUUAAGCCCGUGUGAACGUGUGUUGCCGAACCAAACUCGGGUCCA